This is a messenger RNA of Rhopalosiphum maidis (corn leaf aphid), 1106 nucleotides long. Its product is annotated as protein Fer3-like. Bases 2 to 610 code for a protein of 202 amino acids. Gene Ontology annotation, molecular function: DNA-binding transcription factor activity, RNA polymerase II-specific; protein dimerization activity; RNA polymerase II transcription regulatory region sequence-specific DNA binding. NCBI's taxonomy places the organism in Eukaryota, Metazoa, Arthropoda, Insecta, Hemiptera, Aphididae. The record is from RefSeq and is a predicted model, not a curated record. The transcript has 3 exons. Gene Ontology annotation, biological process: developmental process; regulation of transcription by RNA polymerase II.
AAUGAUGAGCAACGGAUUCGCGACUACGGGUCAUACACCCACUUGGGAUUCAAGUUUGACGAAUACAGAUAGUCAAAGUUACGAUGAAUGUUGGCCGGAUGCUCACCUUUAUCAUCACCAUCAUCAUUUACACCACCACCAUAUUCACCAACACUCUUCUACAGUAUCUCAAAUGUGGCCAAACCCGCAUAACCAUGCUCAGCAACAAAGUAUAACUCAAAAUGCAAUACCCAGAGGCGGCGGCGGAGGAAGUUCGCAAAAGUCGUCAUCAAUGGCGUCGUCGAAGAAAAUCCGUCGGCGGGUGGCUACGCUGGCGCAGCGGCGCGCGGCCAACAUACGCGAGCGCAGGCGCAUGUACAACCUGAACGAGGCGUUCGACAAGCUCCGGCGCAAAGUGCCCACGUUCGCGUACGAAAAGCGGCUGUCCCGGAUCGAAACGCUCAGGCUGGCCAUCACGUACAUCGGGUUCAUGACCGAGCUGCUGCAGUCGACCCCGUCGCCCGGCGCAGGCGGCGAUGCGGUACAGUCACCCGCGUCCGCGGCGUACGCUCUGCCGCCCCAACACCACGACAUACCCUACGCGCCGUACUCGCUGAUUCCGCCCGUCUAAACUGCGGAUGGGUAGGUGCUCUCCUCCGCGGCACGCAAUAUCCGCGAGCUCUAUAUUCUGUGCAAUACAUACAUAUCUAUCUAAUAAUAUAAUUUAUACAUAUUGUACAAGUCGACCGCCGUGUACAGCCCGUAAGGAAUCUGCGAUUGUUCGUAUCAAUGUCUGCAGCGAGCGCGAAGUCGAUCUGAACCUAUUGCCGACGUAUAUUACAUUAUUUUAAGUUAUUUAACGUUAUUGCUUCCCGAAUCAUCGACGGUUAGUUGUACGAGAUUGCGGGAACGACAAAAUAAGUCUCAAAAAUAUCAAUAUUAUAAUAUGCACGUUUUUUUGAUACUCAGAAAAAAAUAAGCAUAAAACAUUAUUAUUAUAAAUGUAUAACUAUAUAGGUAAUAGUUUUUAUAUAGAAAUCUGGAUUUAAAAAAGUCACCCCUAUCCCCUCGUGUAUAUAAUAGGUUUACAUUAUAUAAUUAUACAUUACCAUAUUAGUAUAAUAAAU